Molecule: messenger RNA, 1098 nt
Organism: Phyllostomus discolor (pale spear-nosed bat)
Lineage: Eukaryota; Metazoa; Chordata; Mammalia; Chiroptera; Phyllostomidae
Product: UPF0547 protein C16orf87
Exons: 4
Coding region: 114-578 (154 amino acids)
Source: RefSeq, a predicted model, not a curated record
CCGGCAGAGACUCAACCUGGACUGCGGGGCCGGGCGGCGGAGGCCGGGCCGCUGAGGAGCCGGGGGAGGAGCCCGAGCCGCCGCCGCAGCCGCGGCCGUGGCGGUGGGGGAGCAUGUCCGCGAGUCGGGCCAAGAAAGUGAAGAUGGCCACCAAGUCGUGCCCCGAGUGCGACCAACAGGUUCCUGUUGCAUGUAAAUCAUGUCCCUGUGGUUACAUAUUUAUUAGCAGAAAACUUUUAAAUGCAAAGCACCCAGAAAAAUCACCACCUUCUGCAGAAAACAAGCAUGAGGCCAAGAGGAGGCGCACAGAGAGAGUUAGGAGAGAGAAGAUACAUUCUACAGGAAAUAAGGAUUUAGAAAACAGAAAGAGGUCUCGGAGUAACAGCCAUUCAGAUCAUAUCAGACGAGGAAGAGGAAGACCUAAAAGUGCAUCUGCCAAAAAACAUGAGGAAGAAAGAGAAAAACAGGAAAAGGAAAUUGACAUCUAUGCUAACCUCUCUGAUGAAAAGGCUUUCGUGUUCUCAGUCGCCUUGGCAGAAAUAAAUAGAAAAAUUAUCAAUCAAAGACUUAUUCUUUGAUAUUUGUCUGCAGAAUGUGUUGGAACUUUCUUCAGGAUUGCGUCAGCAGCAGACAGCUGUGGACCCUGGGGAGCCUUCCGCCAGCGUCGGUGAGGGCCGCGGUGGUGGGCCGCCACCGAGCCUGGGCCGCCCUCUGGGGGCGGGGCUGUGGGCUCGGACUGUCCGGGAGCUCCUUGGUUGCCAGGGAGUCUUGUCAGUGUUUUGUGUUUGGGAUAUAAGUAAGUGUAUUUACAAAAAAGAAAAAAGAAAAAAAAGCUGGAUGACUGUUAAAGGUUAAAGGGAUAGGGAUGGGAGCAGAAGUAUGAAAACUAGGGAAAUAAAAUGCUUGGUAAUUUUCAGGUUUGCCACCAGAGAUGCAAUAUUUUAAGUACUUUGAGAAAGAAUGAUUUUUAAAAAUAUAUAUUUCAGAUUUUCAGUACUAAUGGAUUGCAUAUAUACAGUUCAUUUACUUUUAACAAAUUGGCACUUGAUAUUUUAUUGAAUGGGGAACUAUAAUAUAAAUUGUAAAUUUUGUCUUAAA